CUCACUUCAUGUGCACCGUUUGCUACACCGAUCUGUCAUGGCUGCAUCCGCACAAGCCGAAACAGCCCGUGUACCGGCGUGGAAGCGUCUCGGACUGAAGCUCAAAUAUGCAAAGGACAACCCAGCUCAAGCGGAGGCCGGAGACCAAUAUGCAUCCAACCCAUCAGUGACGAGAAGCGGUGCUCCAGAUCAUAUGCCUGCCGCUCCACCCGUGAACAGUCAGAAGCGCGCACUGGAACCCGAUCACAGUUCUACGCCCGCCAAACGAACCAAGGUCGAGAAAUCGAAGUCUUCAGGCCAGCAAAAACCAUUUCCUGGUAGCGCACCGAAAACCAAGACCGCGGGUCAACAGGUGUGGGAAGAAGACGAACGUUCGAGUUUACCUGGGCCCAAAGGUGUCUUCAAAGCCCCUGGUCAAGCAGCAAAGCGCAUAGUGUUCGGCGACGACGAGGAGACUGCCCAGCAAGCACAAGACCCUCCGACUCCGCCCAAGGAUCCUCCACCGACCACUUCGCGCAAGUCUGUAUCAUUUACACCUGACACGAAGCAAGAAGACAGCUUCUCAGCACAGAACCUCUUCAAGGCCUGGUCCUCUUCAGAGGACCCUGCGGAAAGUGCUGUUAAGGAGUCCACAGAACAACCUGCGUCGCCAUCAGCUGCGGCGAAGCAACCCAAGCCGAAGAAGGCGAAGAAGAAGGCGAAGGAAGCUGCCGAUUCCAGCACAGUCGAGCCAUCAGGAAGCGGAGAAGUGCCGAGCUAUCUGAAGUAUCUGGAGCAGUUUGCGAACGACAAGUCGAACUGGAAAUUCAGCAAGAACAGGCAGAACGACCUGUUCAAACAUCUGUUCGAUAUCAAUCGCAUACCGUCCAAAUACAGCUCUAGCCUAGUGGAGUACAUAUCCACCAGCCAGGGUCAAGCGCGAAGACGACUUGCAGAGCAGUCGGAAGAAAUACUUAAAGCGAUCUGGGUAGGUGAAAACGACAACGCGGAUCAAAUGUCGUUGGACUCGCCAGCAGAGAGACGCCUAGCCUACUACGAGGCUCUACAGGCGUCCAUCAACAGGUACCAAGAGUCUGGAUCUGGACGGACUCAGUACGGAGAUGAACAAUUGCGGGAAAUACUGCGCGAGCACGAGCGAGGGAAGCGCGCAGAGCUGUUCCUCAAGGAGGCGCUGUCCAACGAACUGGUGACAGAUAAAAGCAGCACCCCUUCAUCAAACACCAGCACGGGAUUCUCAGCAACAUCCACGACUAUCCCUCGCGCCACAAGAGUAGUGGAGAUUCAGAAGACGGCACCGGGGCAAUCCACGACCACAGAAGUGACGCUGAACCACGGAAAUGGCGAAACGGGUGCAAAGCGAAAGAGGAAGCGGAAAUCACGCACAGAGGUGUCUUCCUCCUCAGAGUCUGAUUCGUCUUCCUCCGACGACAGCUCAGACAGUAGCUCAGAUGAGAGUAACUCACCAGCGCCAAAGAAAAAGAAGCCUUUGCCCACGAAGGAACUUCCACCGCUGUUCGACACAGCUGUAUUGGAUAAGAAGUUCGGAAAGCCGGCAAAAUACACCGACAUUCAGUCGAAACGUGCAGAGGCAGGCAGGGGACAAGCGAGGCGAUCUAAGAGCAGUGAUGAAAGCAGCGACGAGGACAGUGAUAGCGACUAGUUCUGAAUUUAUUGAAGGUAUGGAGAC
This is a messenger RNA of Cercospora beticola, 1687 nucleotides long. Its product is annotated as WKF domain-containing protein. The record is from RefSeq and is a predicted model, not a curated record. NCBI's taxonomy places the organism in Eukaryota, Fungi, Ascomycota, Dothideomycetes, Mycosphaerellales, Mycosphaerellaceae.